Molecule: messenger RNA, 1762 nt
Organism: Neodiprion virginianus
Lineage: Eukaryota; Metazoa; Arthropoda; Insecta; Hymenoptera; Diprionidae
Product: pseudouridine-5'-phosphatase
Exons: 4
Coding region: 267-971 (234 amino acids)
Molecular function (GO): phosphatase activity
Source: RefSeq, a predicted model, not a curated record
GUGGCGGGUGGAUUUGCUAGCGCAGCCCUUCGAACUAUUCGACGCUCGACCCCUGCCAGUAGCGUGUUUGGCGAGAUAAGAAAACUAUGUCGACAUCGUUCCAGUAAAGAAGAGGAUACGCAUUCCGCUGCGAAGCGUUCUUUCAAGGCACACGCAUUCAGAGAGAUCACUGCGAGGAAGCAGAGUUUCAUCAGCCCCUGAUCAGCGUAACCUUAAAAGUUUCGCCUCUCCCUAACCGUCAACGUGCUUCGAAGUCAGCUGCCAAAAUGACCAACAAUACGCAGUUCAAACCUGUCACUCACUGUAUCUUUGACAUGGACGGCCUUCUAUUGGAUACCGAGAGGAUAUACAAAGUUAUUUAUCAAAAUAUAUGCUCCAUGUAUGGUCAGCGUUACGAAAGCGAUAUCCAGUUCCAAGUUCUCGGGAGACCGGAGCGUAUAGGCGCCGAAAUGAUAAUAGAGCAUUACAAGCUGCCCCUUAGUGCCAACGAAUUUCAACACAUUUAUCACCGUUUGCAGAAGGAAUUGUUCACAGACGUUAAAUUGAUGCCAGGUGCUGAGAGGUUGCUGCGACAUUUAAAAGCUCACAACAUUCCAAUAGCUCUGGCAACGAGCUCGAGCGCCGAAAGUUACAAGUUGAAAACUGUGAACAGCCUGGAAGUGUUCGAUCUGUUCAAUCACCAAGUGCUGGGUGGUUCCGACCCUGGCGUCAGGAGGGGAAAACCAUGUCCCGACAUAUUCAUCGUUGCUGCUGAAAGAUUUCCUGAGCCAGCAGACCCUGCCAAGUGUCUUGUCUUUGAAGAUGCUCCAAAUGGUGUGCAAGCUGCGCUUGCGGCGGGAAUGCAGUGCGUUAUGGUGCCUGAUGAAAACCUACCGAAAAGAUUGCAGACUGAUGCUACGCUGGUAAUAAACAGCUUGGAGGAAUUUAAGCCGGAAUUAUUCGGUCUACCGGCGUUCGCAGACAAAGCCUAGACCAUAAAAUUAGUCGUAAACGGGGAAAUUAUUUUCCUCUUCUGUUUUCUUUCUAGAGAUGAUUUAAUGUUCAUUGUCGACGGCAGUUAAAUGACGAUUAGAUGAUUAUGUGACUCUUCAAGCUAGGAGCUUAACUCAGGACCGCACAUAGUUAGAAAUACGAUUAACAAUUCCAUUAGGAUCUCACAUGUAGGCAGUUUUCUAUCUUUGGUUGCUGUGUUGUGAUUUAUAGUGUAAGAUAACGAAAACAGUUACAAUGAUAAUGAUAAUCCCAUUCAGUAUGCUACACUUGGCUUGGUUGUAAAAUGUUACUGAUUAAUAUUUAAGCAUACGUGUAUACACUCCUGUAUAAUGUAGGUAUACCAAUUUACUGACAACGUUCGGAGGAAAGAAAAUAUGAAAGACUCAAUAUCACUCCCCUUUCGCAAUGGUCGUGGAUCGAGUGCGCGAAAUUGUCUUGUUCAGUUUUGUUCUUGUAUCUGCCUUACUUCAUCCCUAUUUUUGAAUAUUUCGAUUCCCUUCGAACAUUCUUGUAAAGUACAAAAUAAUUCUGAAUCUUGCACAUAUAUUAGAAUAAAUAGACAAACACUAAUUUUGUUUAUCCAAAUAAUGGCUCCUUUGAAUUUUUCCCCAAAAUAUUCUGCAGGAUAUUCUUUAAAGAGAACUUUUAGCAACAAAAGACAAGUGAAAAAUAUCGUAAAUUAAAUUUUUAAUGUUCAAUAAACGUAGAUGGUCGCUGCACUGGCGAUAAGCUAAUCACUUUCUCUAAAUAAAUUAUAUAUUACAAGUUA